AUGAAUCAAAACAUGAAUUUAGGCUCCGUUCAGAAACUAAUGGAAGAGACACAGGUUUUUGGAACCCAAACAAGACAACCUUAUAAAUUAUCUGGAAGUUGCCAACCAGGUGGCCAUCUGUGUAAUUCAAAUAUGCCAUCUCAAACUUUCUGCCCAUAUUCAUCUCAUUGCCCAUAUAUGCAUACAAAUUACAGCAGUGAUUGGGAAAUUUUUGAAGCAGUAAGAAUUCGGGAACUGGAAGAAGUCAAAGCCAGAGCUGCCCAAAUGGAGAAGACCAUGCGCUGGUGGUCAGAUUGUACUGCUAACUGGAGGGAGAAAUGGAGCAAAGUUAGAGCAGAAAGAAAUAAAGCCCGAGAGGAAGCAAAACAAUUGAGAAUCAAAUUAGACAGUGUUGUAAAAGAACUGAGUAUGCUUAAAAAAAUAAAUCAAGAUUUAGUAAGUGAGAAGGAAAACUUAGAAAAUGUAACUGCUUGGAAAACAGAAUUAAGUUGCUCAGAAUUAUCUUCUAUUAAAAAAGACCUAAACCAGUUAAUGUUUCUGGAACAAGAAUCUAUGAAAGAACUGAGCAAAACCAGCAAGAUUCGUGGGGCAGAAGACUCAAAGAAGGAUGUAGAGGUAAUCAAAGACCAAAGCAAUCACUGUAAAAAAAUCACUCCAAAGCCUCCUGAUUUCUUUCCCAAUGGAGCUCCCAGCAUCUGUUUAGAACAACCUAAAAAAUGUUUGGACAAUACAGCUAAGACAGCAGAGAAUGAUUUAAUACAUGUUUCCAUCUUGCAUUUGCAUUUGACUGAGAUGCAGAAAAUCUUACAGAAGGAAAGAGAAAUGAACAUGUUUCUGGAAAAAGAAAUGGAAAAGAUAGAAAAUGAAUUAUUUCUUUGGAAAUGGAAAUAUGAAGAACUGAGAGAAACCCAGCAAGAAAGUCUGAAACAG
Messenger RNA from Balearica regulorum gibbericeps (East African grey crowned-crane), 930 nucleotides. Lineage: Eukaryota; Metazoa; Chordata; Aves; Gruiformes; Gruidae. The record is from RefSeq and is a predicted model, not a curated record.